UCGACAACUAGGGAUAUUAGUUUGAAACGACUAUUAUUUUACUAUUUUGUAACUUAGAAAACAUUCUCGAUAGUUGGCAACAUUGUGAGUUGUUCAUUUUGUCGAUUUUGACAAUCGGUCACUUCAGUUUUCUCUUAGGUUUAUUGAACUUUGCACGUGGGAAGCAUUUUAAGUGGUUUUAUCUCGAAGAAAGACACUCAUGAAUCAUCAGAUUCGAUCCUAAUGUUAUCUAACAUCUAUUUGUUUGAACUAAUAGAUUAUUAGAAUGGGUCUAAUAUCUGAGCCGCUGUUGUUUGUACUUGCUUUAAUCGAUACCGGUUCAGUACUUUUCCUUUUGGUAUAUUUUGUCAUAACUCUAUCAGAUUUAGAAUGUGAUUAUUUGAAUGCUCAACAGUGUUGUUCAAAGUUAAACAAGUGGGUGGUACCAAAGCUUGUAGCACAUUCAGUCUUAGAAUUUUUACUCUUAACACAUGGACAAUUAAUAUUGUGCUUAGUGAACUUGCCUAUGACACUAUGGUUACUCUAUGAAUACUUUGGAGUACCUAGUGGUAAUAUGGGAGUUUAUGAUCCUACAGAAAUCCAUAAUCGUGGACAAUUAAAAAGGCAUGCAAGAGACUGUAUGAUCCAUCUUGGAUAUUACCUAAUUUUCUUUUUUAUUUAUCUUUACUGCAUGAUCAUUGCAUUAUUAAAAGGAGAUCCAAUUAACAGAAAUGAUGAAGGAUUGUUACAUACGAAUUGAGAGCAAUGAUAAUAUUUAAACUUUUAUACAUCUUCUUUGUUCUUUAUUUCAGUCAUAUUUGACUAUUUAUUUAUUUCUAUGCUAUAAAUACCAAAUGAAAUUUUGUUAACAUAUAUAAAAGCCCUGUACCUCAUUACACUUACCCAUCAUUUAUAUUAUAUCUUUAACAAUUGAAA
Molecule: messenger RNA, 915 nt
Organism: Bombus impatiens (common eastern bumble bee)
Lineage: Eukaryota; Metazoa; Arthropoda; Insecta; Hymenoptera; Apidae
Gene: cnir
Product: protein cornichon homolog 4
Exons: 4
Coding region: 266-739 (157 amino acids)
Biological process (GO): endoplasmic reticulum to Golgi vesicle-mediated transport
Cellular component (GO): COPII-coated ER to Golgi transport vesicle; endoplasmic reticulum membrane
Source: RefSeq, a predicted model, not a curated record